AAUUGGGUUUAUUGUUAAAGCACUGGAGCUGCUAAUCCUCACAGACCUGUAGGAGCUGGCCAGGGGAGUGCCCAGAGCACAAUUCUUCCGAGCCCCUGGCGUCCCCGGAAACUUCAACACUGGAGGAGAUGGGGCGAAAGGAGGAAGAGGAUGAUUGCAGUUCCUGGAAGAAACAGACCACCAACAUCCGGAAAACCUUCAUCUUCAUGGAAGUGCUUGGAUCAGGAGCUUUUUCAGAAGUGUUCCUGGUGAAACAGAGGGUGACCGGGAAGCUCUUUGCUCUGAAGUGCAUCAAGAAGUCACCUGCCUUCCGGGACAGCAGCCUGGAGAAUGAGAUUGCUGUGUUGAAAAGGAUCAAACAUGAAAACAUUGUGACCUUGGAGGACAUCUACGAGAGCACCACGCACUACUACCUGGUCAUGCAGCUCGUUUCUGGAGGGGAGCUCUUCGACCGGAUCCUGGAACGAGGCGUCUACACAGAGAAGGAUGCCAGCCUGGUGAUCCAGCAGGUCUUGUCAGCAGUGAAGUACCUUCAUGAGAAUGGCAUCGUCCACAGAGACUUAAAGCCUGAGAACCUUCUAUACCUCACCCCGGAAGAGAAUUCAAAGAUCAUGAUCACAGACUUUGGUCUGUCAAAGAUGGAGCAGAGUGGUGUCAUGUCCACAGCCUGUGGGACCCCUGGCUAUGUGGCUCCGGAAGUGCUGGCCCAGAAACCCUACAGCAAGGCUGUGGAUUGCUGGUCCAUUGGCGUCAUCACCUACAUAUUGCUGUGUGGGUACCCUCCUUUCUAUGAAGAAACCGAGUCUAAGCUUUUUGAGAAGAUCAAAGAAGGCUACUAUGAGUUUGAGUCUCCAUUCUGGGAUGACAUUUCUGAGUCAGCUAAAGAUUUCAUUUGCCACUUGCUAGAAAAGGACCCAAACGAGCGGUACACCUGUGACAAGGCCCUGAGGCACCCCUGGAUCGAUGGGAACACGGCCCUCCACCGGGAUAUCUACCCAUCCGUCAGCCUCCAGAUCCAAAAGAACUUUGCCAAGAGCAAGUGGAGGCAAGCCUUCAAUGCGGCAGCCGUGGUACACCACAUGAGGAAGCUGCACAUGAGCCUGCACAGCCCCGGUGCCCGGCCAGAGGUGGAGAACAGGCCUCCGGCGCCCCCGGCCUCAGAAGACUCUAGAGCCAGCUCCCCAGAGAUCACCAUCACAGAAGCCCCCGUCCUGGAUCCCAGCGUGUCCUCUGCAUUACCCAGGAUGCCCUGCCAGAAAGGCCUCCAGCCCGCCGCCCCCGGGGGCAGGUCCCUCAACUGCCUGGUCAAUGGCUCCCUGCGUAUCAGCAGCAGCCUGGUGCCCAUGCAUCAGGGGCCGCUGGCCACAGGCCCCUGUGGCUGCUGUUCCAGCUGCCUGAGUAUUGGGAACAAAGGAAAGUCCUCCUACUGCUCCGAGCCCACGCUCCUCAAGAAGGCCAACAAAAAACAGAACUUCAAAUCAGAGGUCAUGGUGCCAGUUAAAGCUGGAGGUAGCUCCCACUGCCGGACAGGGCAGACAGGGGUCUGUCUCAUUAUGUGAUCGCGGGAGCUCGUGUCUGUGUCUCUGCAGUUUUUCAGGAGACAUGUCCGACUCUUCUCUGC
Molecule: messenger RNA, 1621 nt
Organism: Dipodomys ordii (Ord's kangaroo rat)
Lineage: Eukaryota; Metazoa; Chordata; Mammalia; Rodentia; Heteromyidae
Gene: Camk1g
Product: calcium/calmodulin-dependent protein kinase IG
Exons: 13
Coding region: 129-1559 (476 amino acids)
Biological process (GO): peptidyl-serine phosphorylation
Cellular component (GO): intracellular anatomical structure
Molecular function (GO): calmodulin binding; ATP binding; calcium/calmodulin-dependent protein kinase activity
Source: RefSeq, a predicted model, not a curated record